GCAACGGACCUCGCAACUCGGACGACCAGCGUUCCACCCUUGCGGAAAUACAGCUUUCGCCCUUAAUAUCGAUCCUGGGCACGCGCUCUGCGCCAGAGUUCGACUUUCGGGAUUUCGUACAUUCGGACUUGCCGAUUUUCGGACUUCGACUCGCAGGCUUUUCGAAUUCGAUUGGAGGCAACGAGUCUGCCGAGCAGCCAGCACCACUCGCAGUCGUUUGUGAGCGUUCGCAGCGCCAGCAAAGUGUUAAACGAACAAGCCAACAAACCAAAUACAAUUAACCAGAAACCGAAUCCAAAGCCGAAUACGAAUCAGAUCCAGAAGCAGAACUAGAGACAAGGGCAAGUCAGUCCAGCUAAGUUCAGAGCCAGGAGACAGGACAAAGGAGCCAAGGAGCUGAAAGAAUUUUGAACAAUGUGCGUCGCGCUGCGUCGUAAUUUGUUGCUGCGGAGCCUCUGGGUCGUCCUGGCCAUUGGCACCGCUCAGGUUCAGGCCGCCUCGCCGCGAUGGGAGCCCCAGAUAGCCGUUCUCUGCGAGGCCGGACAAAUCUAUCAGCCGCAAUAUCUUUCGGAGGAGGGACGCUGGGUGACAGACCUUAGCAAGAAGACAACCGGCGCCACAUGUUUGCGUGAUAAAAUGGAUUUGCUUGAUUACUGCAAGAAGGCCUAUCCCAAUCGAGACAUAACCAAUAUUGUGGAGUCAUCCCACUACCAGAAGAUCGGCGGCUGGUGUCGUCAGGGUGCUCUAAAUGCAGCCAAGUGCAAGGGCUCGCACCGCUGGAUCAAGCCAUUCCGUUGUCUCGGACCAUUCCAAUCGGACGCCCUGUUGGUGCCCGAGGGCUGUCUGUUCGACCACAUCCACAAUGCCUCCCGCUGCUGGCCAUUUGUGAGGUGGAACCAAACCGGAGCGGCUGCUUGCCAGGAGCGCGGAAUGCAGAUGCGCUCCUUUGCCAUGCUCCUGCCCUGCGGCAUCUCACUUUUCUCCGGCGUGGAGUUCGUCUGCUGUCCCAAGCACUUCAAGACCGAUGAAAUCCAUGUGAAGAAGACCGACUUGCCGGUGAUGCCACCAGCCCAGAUAGCUAGUGCCAAUGACGAACUGGUUGUCAACGACGAGGACGAUAGCAAUGACUCGAACUACUCAAAGGAUGCCAAUGAUGACGAGCUGGACGACGAGGACGAUCUGAUGGGCGAUGACGAGGAGGACGAGAUGGUGGCGGAUGAGGCAGCUGCGGCAGGCGGAAGUCCCAACACCGGAUCCUCGGGGGAUACCAAUAGCGGCUCCUUGGACGACAUAAAUGCGGAGUACGAUAGCGGCGAGGAGGGUGACAACUACGAGGAGGACGGAGCAGGUUCCGAGGGCGAGGCGGAGGGUGAGGCCUCCUGGGAUCAGAGCGGAGGAUCCAAGGUGGUGGCCGUGAAAGGUGGCUCUGCCUCCGCGUCCCCGUCCAGCGUUCCGGUUGCUCCCGCCUCCGAGAAGAUGCCUCUUAAGUCCGACAUGGUCACCAGCACCCCUCAGCUUUCCGUUGCCGCAGCAGCAGCUGCCAAUGCUGGUAACUCGGGAGCUGGAGCUGGAGCUGGAACUGGAGCUGGAGCCGGAGUUGUAGCCGGAGUCCCACCACCAUCCACCGCUCAGCCAACUUCGGAUCCCUACUUCACCCACUUUGACCCGCACUACGAGCACCAGAGCUACAAAGUAAGUCAGAAAGAAGCCCAACAGCGCCUUGAGGAAUCGCACCGCGAGAAGGUCACGCGCGUGAUGAAGGACUGGUCCGAUCUGGAGGAGAAGUACCAGGAUAUGCGCCUAGCGGACCCCAAGGCAGCCCAAUCCUUCAAGCAGCGGAUGACGGCUCGCUUCCAGACUUCUGUUCAGGCACUCGAGGAAGAAGGCAACGCCGAGAAGCACCAGCUGGCCGCCAUGCACCAGCAGCGAGUUUUGGCCCACAUCAACCAGCGGAAGCGGGAGGCCAUGACCUGCUACACCCAGGCCCUCACCGAGCAGCCCCCGAACGCCCACCACGUUGAGAAGUGCUUGCAGAAGUUGCUGCGCGCCCUGCACAAGGAUCGGGCUCACGCCCUGGCCCACUACCGGCACCUGUUGAACUCCGGAGGACCCGGAGGUCUGGAGGCAGCUGCUUCGGAGCGACCACGCACUCUGGAGCGACUGAUCGACAUUGAUCGUGCCGUCAACCAGUCGAUGACCAUGCUGAAACGCUAUCCGGAGCUGUCGGCCAAGAUUGCCCAGCUGAUGAACGACUAUAUCCUGGCCCUGCGCAGCAAGGAUGACAUUCCCGGCUCAUCGCUGGGCAUGAGCGAGGAGGCGGAGGCCGGCAUCCUGGACAAGUACCGCGUCGAGAUCGAGCGCAAGGUGGCCGAGAAGGAGCGUCUGCGCCUGGCCGAGAAGCAGCGCAAGGAGCAGCGGGCCGCCGAGCGGGAGAAACUGCGCGAGGAGAAGCUGCGAAUGGAGGCCAAGAAGGUGGACGACAUGCUCAAGUCGCAGGCGGCCGAGCAGCAAUCCCAGUCGCCCCAGCCAUUGUCCCAAUCGCAAUCGCAAGCGCAGCAGCAGCAGCAGCAGCAGCAGGAGAAGAGUCUGAGCAGCAAGGAGCUGGGUCUCGACGGUGGGUUGGUCACAGCGGCAAAUCCCAACUUGGAAACAACCAAGAGCGAGAAGGAGCUGUCGGAUACUGAGUACGCCGAGGCAACAGUAAGCAGCACUAAGGUGCAGACCGUGCUGCCCACGGUCGAUGACGAUGCCGUCCAGCGGGCGGUGGAGGAUGUGGCCGCUGCCGUCGCUCACCAGGAGGCCGAGCCGCAGGUGCAGCACUUCAUGACCCACGACCUGGGCCACCGCGAAUCGCUUCUCGCUGCGCCGCGAGUUUGCGCAGCAUGCGCACGCGGCCAAGGAGGGCCGCAACGUCUACUUCACGCUCUCCUUCGCCGGCAUCGCCCUCAUGGCGGCCGUCUUCGUGGGCGUGGCCGUGGCCAAAUGGCGGACAUCGCGCUCGCCUCACGCCCAGGGCUUCAUCGAGGUCGAUCAGAAUGUGACCACACACCAUCCCAUCGUGCAGGAGGAGAAGAUCGUGCCCAACAUGCAGAUCAAUGGGUACGAGAAUCCGACCUACAAAUAUUUCGAAGUGAAAGAGUAAGCGGGACGGCAACUGGGGCGCGGCUGGCUAGAGCAAGAGCGAGAACGCGAGCGAGCGAGAGGCACACAUCAACAGCAAAAGCAGCAGCAACCACAAUUUCAAAAUGGAAAAACUUAAGCAUAAUAUUUAAAGCAGAUGGGAAGAGAAAUGAUUUUUUUUUCGUCAAGAGAGGAGCGCAGUUCCAAUAAGGAGAUUCGAGGGGUAGAAGAAGAAAGAUAAAUUCAAUGAAUGGUAAUAUAUCUAUAUAUUAAAUUAAAGCAAGCAAGCAGAAGGCAAGAAUAUAAAGCAAGCAAUUAAAUUUAAGUAUUUGAAUGUUUAACAAAAUGCAGUAAACAUCCUUUCUAGCUCUCUCUCUCUCUCUCUCUCUUUCUCUCUGUCUCACUCAACAACUCUGUCCCUUUCCCACGCACACAUAAUCAGAUUGCAAAACUUUGUGAUUCUUCUUGGUCGCCAAAAAUAAAAGAGAGAGAACUAAUAGCCAAAGAGGCAAGCGUAAUUUCGUGCAAUGGCAACUCGGAGUAAAAGAAAAAAGUUAAAGCGAAAGUGCAAGAAUCACACACAAACACACACAUACAACCGAAAAAGAAAGGAGGAGCAGGCGGAGGAGAGGAAAGAAAAGAGAGCAGAAGAAAAGCAAACGCAAAACAAAAGAUAUUCCUAGUAAAUAAAUUGUCAACACACACACAUUCUCACACCGACUCACUCAUAUUUACAGGAACAGUCACAGAUACACAAACACACACACAUACGCAUUCAUGGCUGCUUCGUAGCAUACUUUUGAGCGUUUCUUGGCGUUGAAAUGCUUGCAAGCCGAUCGCAAUUCUUACCGAACAAAAACUUACGCCAUUAAUUAGAGCCGCGCUAAGAGCUAGAAGAAGAAAGCAGGACGCAGAAACACAGAUACACUCACACACUGAGACACAUGUGAACCUAAGAGCUACCUACGCGUACUAAUCUCUAUACGAACGUGCAUAUGCGCUUAUGUAUAUGUAUAACUCUCUCUCUCUAAACCACACUUUACAGCUACAUACACACACACACACACACACACACACACACACACACACACCAAAAACACCAGACACCAGCAAAAGGCAAAUGCAAAUGCAAAAAAAAACCCAACAAAUUAUAUAUACACAUAUAUAAAUAUAUAUAUAUAUAUAUAUAUAUAUAUAUACAAUAUAUUUAAAGCAAAGCAAGAAGAAAUGUCCAUAAAUGUAUUUAUGUAUCUAUACACGAGCCACACAACCCAAAAGGUCAAAGGUCAGCUAGAUAAGGGGAAGAAUUACGAUGCUUGGCAGGCUAUCAAAUUAAUAUAUGAAUCAGCUACGUAACAGAAAUAAUGCAAAACGCUAAGCUAAUUGCAGACAGAAACCAAAAAAAGUAAAAAAACCAAAUGAAAACGAAAACGAAAAGCGAAAAACUUUUAGAACUUUUUCUGCAUAUUUUGUGUGUAAGUCGGUGGCAUAAAAAAAAUGUUUUUUCUCUUUUUUACGUUACAUGUUUCACUCAAAGGCCAGCACAAAACACUCACACCCCCAAAACACACACACACACACUCAACAACGGGGAAAAAAGCCCUUGAGAAGUCGUUGCAUUUCAUUUUUAAGACCUUCGCAACUGUUUGCAUAAUUUCCUUAGAGCCAAAUGCCAACGAAAUCUGAUAAGCAGGGCCCAAAUAGAGGCGGAAUCGAAAUCGCAAAAAUCCGGGGAGGUCGGAGACGGGCGAAUCCGGAGACGGAGACGGCACCACCUAGAGUGGACGCUCCGAAGAGCCCCAAAGAUAAACCAUUUCGAAACGGCUAGUUUCAUUUCUCAACUCGAUUGCUUGGCAAAUAUUUGGCCUGCUUUGUUCGAGCAGCGUGAUACUGUUACUCAAUCAAGCCAAAUAAUCGAAAUGCUUUCCCCUCCCAAAAAAAAAAAGCCGACGAGCGGUUGCCCUUCGCAAUUCAAUUUUCAUUCAAAUUGAAGCACAAAUUGAAGUUUAAGUAGUAGUUAUCAAACUAUCAUUUCCCUUGACAAAGAAGUUGGUAAAAUAUCAAAUUAAUGGACACAUUAAAACUGAAAUUGAAAUUAUUAUUGAACUUAAAUUGUUAGGACGAUAAAAACCGAUUCAAUCAAAAGUGGAGGAAAAAAAGAGUUAAUCAUAGUUCAAAAUGGUUACUCCAAAAGCUAAAAUUGACGGUAAGAUAAAAACUGAAUUAAAUUGAAAUUUGAAUCAAGUGGAAUUAAGUUAAAAUUACACUGGACUUUCGAGCUAAGCAUUUAGGUUGACAUUGAAACACACAUUGAAGCUAAAACUUUAUAUGAUGCCACGAUAAAAGCUGAGGUUGAAAUGAAUAUUACUCUGAAGAAGGUGAAUUAAAGCUUAAAAAAAUGUUAUAUUAAAGUUGAAAUUGCACCAAAAAAAGAAAACUAAAGCUUGAAAAUUGAGGUUGAAUAAGGUUGCACUGAGUAAUUCGAAUGUUAAAUCGGAAAUUGAGAUUCUGAAUGAGAUUUAAAAUGAGAAUGAACUCAUAAUUAAAACAACAACUAAAACUUUGCAACUAGAUUUAAAUUGAAACUAAAAUUGAAACUGUAAUUGAAGUUUUUUUGAAAAUUACUGCGAUCGAAAAUUACUUUCGAUUAAGAUACAGGAAACAGAUCUAGAAACUGAGUUAAAAAAAACUAAUAUAAAUCAAAUUCGAAAUAAAUGCCUCAAAUUAUUCAGAAACUGGAGUGCAAUUUCAAAAGACAUCCGGUAUUAUUACUAAAAUUGAAACUGGAUGAAACUGAAAACGAAGUUGAAAUUGUAAGCGAAACAAACCUUGCAAUUUAAGCUGAAAAUGUUUAUGGUACAUUGUACAAUUGUUAUGAAAAUUUCAGUUAAAACCAUAAUUAAUUUACCUAAAUCGAAGAUUGGCAAAAAUUAAUGUUUUGAUUAUUAUUUUCAUAUCAAUAUUAAUUUCACUUAAAAUGCAAAGUGUGAGUCACUUUGGAUUACAAUUUAAUUUCAGUUUCUGAGCAUCAAAAUUAGUGACGAUUUCAAUUUUGAAAUUGAUUUCAAUUUCCGACUCAGUUGAAACGUUUAUUUUGGACAUUAAUUUCUAGAAGUGUUUUAAUACAGAUUCAGCUCAGUUAAAAUUUUUAUCUCGAAUUUCAAUACAGCUUUGCUUUCAGACUCAAUUUAAUCCUGAACUUGUCAACCUCUUUUUCAAGUUAAGUUCCUUUUAUGGAGGUAUUCAUAUCUAUUUCAAAUGAUAAACAACAUCAGGAUUGUUCAAAACGCUUGGCUAUAAUAAAAGCAUUUCUUAGGGUUUUUGUUCCCAUCAGGCCAAUUUUAGUUUUUCAAGGCAAACUCAAGGCAAUCCCCACACAGACACACGCUCAGACAGAACCAGACACUUUAUAUAAUGCUAAAUGUAUUACAACAAUAUAUAUACAUCUAUAUAUAUAUACAAACACAUAUAUAUUUCAACACAAACAAACAAAAAGGCAAAUCAACUACACAAAAAGUAAAUAAGAAGAAAAUCUAACUAGUCAAAGCUUGAAUAUUUUUUAAUUUAUUCAUUAAUACAACAAGAACAACAACAACAAAAAAAUGAAAAGUAUACAUAUAUAUAAAAACAAAAAAAAACAACAACAAAAAAAGAAAAAAAAAAAACAAUUGAUAUUUACACUUAGUGAAGCAAAAAAACAAAACCAAAAAACAAAA
Drosophila gunungcola (fruit fly) is the source of this 6836-nucleotide messenger RNA. RefSeq names its product amyloid-beta-like protein (gene Appl). Gene Ontology annotation, biological process: axonogenesis; central nervous system development. Gene Ontology annotation, molecular function: heparin binding; transition metal ion binding. Gene Ontology annotation, cellular component: neuron projection; neuronal cell body; membrane. The transcript has 12 exons. NCBI's taxonomy places the organism in Eukaryota, Metazoa, Arthropoda, Insecta, Diptera, Drosophilidae. The record is from RefSeq and is a predicted model, not a curated record. Bases 415 to 3330 code for a protein of 971 amino acids.